Candida dubliniensis CD36 is the source of this 327-nucleotide messenger RNA. It is a transcript of the gene TIM13, whose product is annotated as protein translocase subunit. NCBI's taxonomy places the organism in Eukaryota, Fungi, Ascomycota, Pichiomycetes, Serinales, Debaryomycetaceae. The transcript has a single exon. Bases 1 to 327 code for a protein of 108 amino acids. The record is from RefSeq and is a predicted model, not a curated record.
AUGGCAUUUUGGAACUCAUCAUCAUCAUCGUCAUCGACUCAAACUGAUUCCUCUUCCUCCUCUACUUCCACGGCAUCAUUAAAAUCUCAACAAAUCAAACAAGAUCUUCAAAAUCAAAUCAGUCAAGAAUUAGCUGCUGCCAAUGCUACUGAAUUAGUAAGAACAAUCACUGAAAAUUGUUUUGAUAAAUGUAUUUUGAUUCCUAAAGAUACUUUAUCGCCUACAGAAUUACAAUGUAUUUCUCAAUGUAGAGAAAAAUACAUGAGAUCUUGGAAUGUGAUUUCUAAAGCUUAUAUUGGUAGAAUACAACAAGAACAACACCAUUAA